Messenger RNA from Calypte anna (Anna's hummingbird), 816 nucleotides. It is a transcript of the gene GSX2, whose product is annotated as GS homeobox 2. Gene Ontology annotation, cellular component: nucleus. Bases 1 to 816 code for a protein of 271 amino acids. Gene Ontology annotation, molecular function: sequence-specific double-stranded DNA binding; DNA-binding transcription factor activity, RNA polymerase II-specific. The transcript is spliced from 2 exons. NCBI's taxonomy places the organism in Eukaryota, Metazoa, Chordata, Aves, Apodiformes, Trochilidae. Gene Ontology annotation, biological process: regulation of DNA-templated transcription. The record is from RefSeq and is a predicted model, not a curated record.
AUGUCCCGUUCAUUCUAUGUCGACUCCUUAAUCAUCAAAGACUCCUCGAGGCCGGCUCCGUCCCUGCCUGAGCAUCACCACGGCCAGGACUUCUUCAUCCCUCUCAGCAUGCCUUCUCCCCUCGUCAUGUCGGUGUCGGGCCCGGGAUGCCCGUCCCGCAAGAGCGGCGCGUUCUGCGUCUGCCCGCUCUGUGUCACCUCGCACCUGCACUCCUCCCGCGGCACCGGUGGCGGCGGUGGCGGCGGGGGAGGCGGCGGGGCCAUCCCCCUGCUCAAGAGCCAGUUCCCUGCCUCCGCCGGCGAGGCCCAGUGCUGCCCGCGGGCCGGACACCCUCACCACCCGCCGCAGCACCCACCGCCCGCGGCCCCCGUGCCCGCCGCCGCCGCCUUGGGGCACCCAGCGCAUCACCCACCUGCCUGCUCCGCCACCACCUACAGCGUCAGCGACCCCCGGAGAUUUCACUGCCUCGGCAUGGGAGGGUCCGAUUCCAGCCAAAUUCAAAACGGGAAAAGGAUGAGGACGGCUUUCACCAGUACCCAGCUCUUGGAGCUGGAGAGGGAAUUCUCCUCCAAUAUGUACCUGUCCCGUCUGCGGAGGAUAGAGAUAGCCACCUACCUGAACUUGUCCGAGAAGCAAGUGAAAAUCUGGUUCCAAAACAGGAGGGUGAAGCACAAGAAAGAGGGCAAAGGCACCCAGCGAAACUCCCACGGAAGCUGCAAGUGCAGCAUCAGCCAGGGGCAUUACCCCAGGUCGGAGGAUGAAGAGUCACUGUCCCCCUCAUCGGCUACGGAGGAUAAAGAAAUCUCCCCGUUGUGA